GAGUCGCGCGGCCGAAGCGCUCAGCUGGCAGAUCUCCUGGCUACCGGCCCGGCGGGCGGCAGCGCCUGGCGGCUGAGCCGGAACCGCCGCCGGGACGCACGGCCCGCGGAGGUGGGAGCAGAGCCUCGGCAGCUGGCGAAACGAAGGUGGGAGAAAAGCUGCCUGUUGGAGCUGAUUCACACUGAAGUGUGAGUGACUGAUAGCCCCGUGGCUCAGAGGGUGUCUGCCAUGCUUAUUUUGAAGAACCGCAUCAGAGUUGGGGGGUUGGGGACAGCCUUCCUUCCACACAUGGGCCCGGCCCCUCCCAGCAGACCAGCUCUUCCCUGCUGCUCUGGGAUCAGGCUUCCCUUGGUGAAGUGCUGACGGUGGCUGCACAGGGGGUGUUUAGCCUGCCUGAGCCCUGCUACAGCGUGGGAGCCAAGAGCCCACUGCGCCUGUCGCCCUGCGGGACCCCGAGUGCCUCUCAUCCUCUCUCUGUGCCUCGGCUUGCCCGUCUGUCAACACUGGUGACGUCUGUGCCUGCUGGCCAGGUGGCCAUGCUGAGUAAAGUGCCCCUCAUAAGUGGCCCUGGCCUGGGCGAGGGCUCCGUGUAGGACUUCUGGAGUUGCGGUGUGGCUGACACAUGGGAGCUUCCUGAUGAGGCCGACUCCUGGCUCCCACCCACCCUGCUGACUGGGUCCCACCCACCCUGCUUCAUGGCGGCUGAGGAGAUGCACUGGCCUGUCCCCAUGAAGGCCAUUGGUGCCCAGAACCUGCUAACCAUGCCUGGGGGUGUGGCCAAGGCUGGCUACCUACACAAGAAGGGUGGCACCCAGCUGCAGCUGCUCAAAUGGCCCCUGCGCUUUGUCAUUGUCCACAAGCGCUGUGUCUACUACUUCAGGAGCAGCACGUCCGCCUCCCCGCAGGGCGCCUUCUCGCUGAGCGGCUACAACCGGGUGAUGCGCGCCGCCGAGGAGACAACGUCCAACAACGUCUUCCCCUUCAAGAUUGUCCACGUCAGCAGGAAGCACCGCACGUGGUUCUUCUCCGCCUCCUCUGAGGAUGAGCGCAAGAGCUGGAUGGCCUUGCUGCGCAGGGAGAUCGGCCACUUCCAUGAGAAGAAGGAGCUGCCUCUGGAGGCCAGCGACUCCAGCUCGGACACAGACAGCUUCUACGGAGCGGUUGAGCGGCCCGUAGACAUCAGCUUCUCUGCGUGCCCCGUGGACAGUGAGGACUACGAGCACGACGAUGAGGACGACUCGUACAUGGAGCCCGACUCGCCCGAGCCCGGGAGGCCUGAGGACGCCCUGAUCCACCCGCCGGCCUACCCCCCACCUCCUGUGCCCACGCCCAGGAAGCCAGUCUUCUCUGAUGUGCCUCGCACACACUCCUUUACCUCCAAGGGUCCAGGCCCCCUGCUGCCACCCCCGCCCCCUAAGCGCAGCCUCCCUGAUGCUGGCUCAGCCACUGAGGACUCCAAGAGGGACCUGCUGGGCUUGAAGCGGAUUGAGCCCAGCCCCAGGGUACCCACUGCCUCCCGGAGGAUGAGCGACCCCCCGCUGGGCAGCCCGCCCACCAUGCCCGGCCUCCGGAAACCACCUUGCUUCCCUGAGAACACCUUCCAUGAGAAUACCAGCCCCAGCCUGGAGCCCCGGAUCCCCAGCCACGGGGUCAGCUCUGCCAGCACGGCCACUGCCGUCUCCAGGAACUGUGACAAGCUCAAGUCCUUCCAUCUGUCCUCUCGGGGGCCACCCAUGCCUGAGCCUCCUCCCUUACCAGCCAACAAGCCCAAGUUCCUAAAGAUGGCAGAGGAGGUCCCGCCAAGGGAGGCAGCCCGGCCCGGACUCUUUGGGCCCCCUGUGGCCCCCAAGCCGCCUGCACUGAAGCUACCCAUGCCUGAGGCCACAGCCCGGCCUGCAGUCCUGCCCAGGCCAGACAAGCCGCCCCUCCCCCAGCUCCAGCGGUCACCCCCUGAUGGGCAGAGUUUCAGGAGCUUCUCCUUUGAAAAACCCCGGAAACCCUUGCAGGCUGACUCUUCACAGGCCAGCCCUGGUGGGGAGGACUCUGAUGAGGACUAUGAGAAGGUGCCCCUGCCUAGCUCUGUCUUCAUCAACACCACGGAAUCCUGCGAAGUGGAGAGGCUGUUCAAAGCCACAAGCCCCCGGGAAGAGCCCCAGGACGGACUCUACUGCAUCCGGAACUCCUCCACCAAGUCAGGGAAGGUCCUGGUCGUGUGGGAUGAAACCUCCAACAAAGUGAGGAACUACCGCAUCUUUGAGAAGGACUCUAAAUUCUACCUGGAGGGCGACGUUCUGUUUCUGAGCGUGGGCAGCCUGGUGGAGCAUUACCACGCCCACGUGCUGCCCGGCCACCAGAGCCUGCUGCUGCGGCUCCCCUACGGCUACGCCAGGCCCAGGUGACACCUCCUCCACAUGCUGCCGGGCAGAGACGACCACGGGGGCCCCCCGGAAGGAGACAGGCCUGCCUGAGAGGACGAUCAGGAGCCAGCACCGAGCUCUGACCUGGGGCCUCCCCAGCAGCCACCGUGUAGAAACUGCCAGGCCAGGCCCCACCCAGCAGGCUGGGUCCCCGGGGCUAGGCCGGGCUCUGGCCUCCAGAGAACUGGACGGGGCAGUGGGGCUUUCCUAUCCCACCCCAUCCACCCUGCCCACCUCCCAGCCUGAGCCCAGCCUGGACUUCAUGGACAGGAAUUCUGGUCCCCCAGCACGCCCACCUUGCACUGGCUGGAAGCUAGGCAGGGUUGGGGCAUUUGGGAUGGGGGCAGGGGCUGGCCCCAGGAACCCCCUCAGAACGCUACAACGCAGGCUCCGUGAGGGGCCAUUGCCACACAAUAAAGCACAGAUGACCUUUGUC
Messenger RNA from Camelus dromedarius (Arabian camel), 2853 nucleotides. RefSeq names its product SH3 domain binding protein 2 (gene SH3BP2). Gene Ontology annotation, molecular function: SH3 domain binding. The coding region runs from base 696 to 2399 and encodes 567 amino acids. Gene Ontology annotation, biological process: signal transduction. The record is from RefSeq and is a predicted model, not a curated record. NCBI's taxonomy places the organism in Eukaryota, Metazoa, Chordata, Mammalia, Artiodactyla, Camelidae. The transcript is spliced from 15 exons.